Molecule: messenger RNA, 1539 nt
Organism: Clonostachys solani
Lineage: Eukaryota; Fungi; Ascomycota; Sordariomycetes; Hypocreales; Bionectriaceae
Source: the annotation of a GenBank genome assembly
AUGUAUUGGGUACGACGUUCUGCGAUUGUCCUGGCCGUCCUCCUGUGCCUGUCCUUCAUAGCCUGGUCAGUGCCUCGCAUCCUCGACCCGACGAGCAAGGACGCCGAGAAGCGUGCCAAGGACCAGCGAUGGGUUGCUAGCAGCCCGUACUUUCUGGAUCGUCAAUUAUGUCGAUGGAUCAGCCUGUGUGGCAUUCAUCAUCUGCGCAAAGACCCGGCGUCUCACGGAUACGACUGGGAAGACGACGAAGAUUAUAAUGAUGACUUGAGCGGCGAGUUGAGGAGAACUCGUGCCUGGGACGAGGACGUCGCGGCGCCAAGUGGGAAGAGAAACGUCCUCCAACGCAGGCGGGUUCUCAAGGAAGUUCCCGACUACGUCUAUCGAUAUGCGCCACUCGUUCACUUGUACUCGGGCGAGGAGUUCUGGCCCUCGGAUAUCAGGGAACAUCUCGAGCACAUGACAGUCUAUCAAGAUAGCACUGUACACAACUCCACAGACUGGUCGCUGCAUAACCUUGGCCAACUAAACAAGCUCAACGGCAUGGUAACGCUGCACAGCAACGACGACGUGGAGAGCCGACCACCUUGGCUUCACAGCCACAACAACAUCCCCGAGCCAUUUGAGGAUGACCCCGAUACUGGAGGCUCACCGCCCGCACGCCGCCCCAACAACGAGGACCUCUCCAAUCGGGAGCACUCGACCUGGUAUGAUACCAACAAGGAUCACCCAGUUCAUCGUCUUUCCGACCCCAGAAAGUACGGCUCCAGUUUUGACCGUUCGCGGCGAAAUCGGUAUUUGACGAAAAAUCCGCUUGAGGAACGGGGCCACAAGCCCGACUCCGACGGGUAUUCCCGAGCCCCAGCUGUCCUCGUUCUCGUCGACAAGGGAGAGGGUGUUGUCGACGCCUUCUGGUUCUUCUUCUACUCCUAUAACCUUGGCCAGACGGUAUUCGGCAUGCGCUUCGGAAACCACGUCGGCGACUGGGAGCAUUUCAUGAUCCGUUUCCAAGACGGCAAGCCUCGCGGCGUCUUCCUGUCGGAGCACGAGGCUGGCCAGUCCUAUGUGUGGGAUGCUCUUGAGAAGUCAUCCACCGGCCGCCCGAUCAUCUACUCAGCCGUUGGAUCCCACGCCAUGUAUCCUCAGGCCGGUGAUCACCCGUACGUCCUUCCCUUUAAGAUGCUCAAAGACGUCACGGACAAGGGCCCGCUCUGGGACCCCGGUCUGAACAACUACGCCUACCACUACGACUACACCCUCGAGAAAGACGUCGAGGAGUCCUCCACGAGGCGAAGCCCUAGCCUUGUUGCUGCUGCCAACAACCCGCAGGCCCCAACCUCGUGGUUCCACUACACCGGCCGCUGGGGCGAUGAGGUGUACGCCCUCUCCGAUCUGCGCCAGUGGCGCCUCUUCGGCCAAUACCACUACACCACCGGCCCCACGGGACCCAAGUUCAAGUCUCUCGACCGCAAGCAGCUGUGCAAGAAGGAAAAGUGCUUGGUCGGCUACGAACUCGAUCCCAAGAGGUCUUGGCGAGACUAG